Messenger RNA from Vicia villosa (hairy vetch), 1732 nucleotides. RefSeq names its product hydroxyproline O-arabinosyltransferase NOD3. NCBI's taxonomy places the organism in Eukaryota, Viridiplantae, Streptophyta, Magnoliopsida, Fabales, Fabaceae. The transcript is spliced from 9 exons. The record is from RefSeq and is a predicted model, not a curated record. Gene Ontology annotation, molecular function: glycosyltransferase activity. Bases 486 to 1559 code for a protein of 357 amino acids.
UUCCUCAUAUACAUUACUUUAUACAUUUCUUUCAAUUAUUCUCUUAAUCACUCAUUCAUAAUCCCUUCAAAACUUCAAUCUUUGUUCUUUUUCCACUAAUCACUUUCAUGCUCCAAACUCAAAACCCCAAAAAUCCAUUUUUCUCAUUUUCAUUUCAUCAAACACUUGGUACGCAUUUUCUAUUUUCAUCCAAAUUUCGUUUUUUUUUUUUGUCUCUUCUUAAUCAAAGGUUCAGUCUUUCUCAUUGGGGUGCCUUGAAUUGUCUCACAACAUCAGAUCCGUUUACGUUUACGUUUACAUUUUUCUUGUGGAACAAAUAACUCAAGUAAAAGGCUUUUUUUUUUUCUUUCUUUUUUUUUUCUAUUGAUAAUUAGUAUGAGCUUAAGCUGUGAUUUUGAAGAACUUUAGAGUUUUUAAUCUGAAUUCUGAGAUAUUUCAGAAAGAAGAAUUGGGUAGGGUUGAUAGUUGGAUUGAAGAUUGAGAAAAUGAUUGUGAGGAAAAGCCUGGGGAGGGUAAAGUCGCUACUUAUGCUGCUUAUGAUGUUGGGAUUUUUCUUUGCGACUUAUAAUUUGGUGUCGAUGAUAGUAGGACAUAAAGUAGGAAGUGAUUUGGGAUCUAUUGUUGAUGGAAAAGUGGAGUUUAUAAAUACUAAAUCUAAAUUCCAUGUCGCUGUUACUGCGACCGAUGCUGCUUAUAGUCAAUGGCAAUGUAGGAUCAUGUAUUAUUGGUAUAAGAAGGCGAAGGUUAUGCCUGGAUCGGCUAUGGGGAAGUUUACCAGAAUUUUGCAUUCUGGAAAGGGAGAUCAGUUGAUGGAUGAAAUUCCUACUUUUGUUGUUGAUCCUCUUCCUGAUGGUUUGGAUAGGGGUUAUAUAGUCCUAAAUAGACCAUGGGCUUUUGUUCAAUGGCUGGAGAAAGCGGUUAUUGAUGAAGAAUAUAUUCUGAUGGCAGAACCUGACCACAUAUUUGUCAAUCCUUUGCCGAAUUUGGCUUCAGAAAAUGAACCAGCAGGGUAUCCGUUUUUCUAUAUAAAACCAGCUGAAAAUGAGAAAAUCAUGAGAAAAUUCUAUCCUAAGGAAAAUGGUCCUGUUACUGAUGUUGAUCCCAUUGGCAAUUCCCCCGUAAUCAUCCACAAGUAUUUGUUGGAGGAAAUAGCUCCCACCUGGGUGAACGUUUCGUUGAGAAUGAAAGAUGAUCCUGAGACGGAUAAAGCUUUCGGAUGGGUGCUUGAAAUGUAUGCUUAUGCUGUAGCGUCUGCGUUGCAUGGUAUAAAGCAUAUUCUUCGGAAAGACUUUAUGCUGCAGCCGCCAUGGGAUUUAGAAGUAGGGAAGAAUUUUAUCAUACAUUAUACAUAUGGAUGUGACUACAAUUUGGAGGGGAAACUGACAUAUGGGAAGAUUGGAGAAUGGCGUUUUGACAAGAGAUCAUAUCUGAUGGGUCCUCCACCUAAAAACAUUUCCUUACCACCUCCCGGAGUUCCGGAAAGUGUGGUGAGGCUAGUAAAGAUGGUGAAUGAGGCUACUGCAAACAUACCUAAUUGGGAUUCAUUAAAUAGAAGCUAAGAGAAAGCUAACAAAUCAUAAACACGGUUCCAAAAUAGAUUAGUUUAUGCAAAUACAAAGGGUGAUUUUGUGCUUGCUUUGAAGAUAGAUCUUUAUAAUAGCCAUUUUAUUAUUUUGCAUUCAAACUUGUACAAGACAUUUAUUUACAGUCUAUUCUAAUAUAUUUUUGCCAA